Funneliformis geosporum is the source of this 1493-nucleotide messenger RNA. The record is from the annotation of a GenBank genome assembly. Lineage: Eukaryota; Fungi; Glomeromycota; Glomeromycetes; Glomerales; Glomeraceae.
GGGGAGGUAUAUCAGGAUUAAGUGCAGCAUGGUAUCUAUCUCGUCACGUACCUUCUACAACAAAAAUCACAAUAUUAGAAGGGUCAAAUAGGUUUGGAGGCUGGAUAAAAAGUAAGAGAGUCGGGGAACAUAAAGUUCUUUUUGAACAAGGUCCACGAACAUUGAGACCAAAUGGGAUAGGAGGUCCCGUUAUCAAUAAAUUGAAUUUAACUUCAUCUUUACAUGCUGUUACAAAGAAUGAUGAUGCUUCAAAAAAUCGAUAUAUUUAUUAUCCAGAUAGACUAGUAAAGCUUCCAGGUUCAUCAAUAUACUCAAGCCUAAAGUCCGUAUUGAUAAAUAAAUUCCUAUUAAAAACGGCAUCGUCAAUCCUUCUAGAACCGUUCGUUAAAUCCUCAAAAAAUCAUAAGGAUGAAUCCAUUCAUGAAUUUAUUUCGAGAAGAUUCGAUAGAUCCAUGUCAGAUAUAUUGAUCAGUGCACUUAUACAUGGUAUUUAUGCCGGUGACGUAAAAAAGCUUUCCAUCAAAUCAGUAUUUACAAGGCUAUACGAUUUAGAACAAAGGCAUGGAUCUGUCAUUAAAGGUUUAUUGAUGGGCAAUAAAGAAGAUUUUUUAUGUCAACAAGAUAAGGAUUUAUUGAAAAUUGUUAACGAUGAAAAUAAAGAACUUUUGGCAAUAAUGAAAGAUGUUAGUCUUUUUUCUUUUAAAGAUGGUAUUGAACAAUUAUCAUCAGCCAUUGUAAAUGAUUUGAAAAAUAGAGAAAAUGUACAAUUAAAAACAGAUAAUCAAGUAAUUAAAUUGGAAUUCGGGAAAAAGACAAAGAUUUUUACAAAAGAUGGAGUUUACGAAGCUGAUCACGUAAUCAGUACAAUAACAUCACGCGCACUUUCCCAUAUUCUUCCCGACAAAGGCAAACUUCCUCACUUAGAUUAUAAUCCAUCAGUAUCAGUAGCAACAGUCAAUAUAGCAUACAAUCAUCCAAAGAUUUUACCGGUUAAAGGAUUUGGAUAUUUAAUCCCACAAUCAACACCAAAUAAUCCUUAUCGCAUUCUCGGCGUAGUAUUUGAUUCAGACGCUAUGCCAUUACAAGAUGAACCUCCAAGAACAUACACAAAAUUAACCGUAAUGAUUGGUGGUCAUUAUUUUAAUUCCAUUUCGGAAGAUGAUGAUUUUCCAAGUAAAGAAAUCUUAUUACAACAAUCCAUGGAAAUUUUGGAAAAACAUCUUGGAAUUUAUUCUACCCCACUUUAUUAUCUCGUUGAUGUACACAAGGAUUGUAUACCUCAAUAUUAUGUUGGUCACUAUUCAAGACUUGAAGAAUUGCAUUAUGCAAUUAAAAAGUAUUAUCCCAAUCAAUUGAGCGUUACAGGUGCGAGUUAUUGGGGUGUUAGCAUAAAUGACUGUGUCCUAAAUUCGGCUAAAUUGGUUCUUAAUCUCCUUUCAAAUUCUUCAAAUGUUGUAACUGGUUUGGAAAGAAUUGAAAUUCAACAACUCUAA